CCAGAUGCUGGAGAGCAGGUGAGGGUCGUGAGAACUCUCUGAACCGUGGGCACCACUUCCUGUGCUGGAAAGUACCUGGAAGGAACGCUUUGCCGCUCCAAUCUGAGCUCUUUAAGAGGUUGUCAUGCUAUUUGCAAAGCACAGAGCAUUGCCAAUGGGGAAGUCCCAGUGAAGCUAACUUUGGGCUGGUGCUCACGCUGGGCCUACUUAAAUUAAACCACAUUCUAGAAUAAUCGGGACUCAGGAAAUGAGGAAGUAUUCCAGACACAGGCAAACAAGCCCUGCACACCACUGAAUUGGCGUGACCCACCCAGGUACACUGCCUGACUAAGGGAGGAUGCUGUUAUCACGUCACCCAAGAGCGCUUAAUACACAGACAGGUGCACCAUCCAGGUUCUCACCACCUCGUAGUUCAGGUCAUCUCCAAGGUGUGCAGUCCUCACCCAGACAACACACAGCUGCACUGACCAGGUCCCCAUCACCUCCUGGUCCUUGUCAUCACCACCCAGGGGCACGGAGUCCUCACCCAGACAACACAGGGGCACUGAGCAGGUCCCCACCGCCUCCUGGUCCUUGUCACUACCACCCAGAUGCACACAGUCCUCACCUAGACAACACACAGGGGCACUGACCAGGUCCCCAUCACCUCCUGGUCCUUGUCAUUACCACCCAGAUGCACAUAGUCCUCACCCAGGCAUCACAAGGGGCACUGACCAGGUCCCCAUCUCCUCCCAGCCCAUGUCCUCACCACCCAGAGGCACAAAGUCCUCACCCAGACAACACACAGGUGCACUGAUCAGGUCCCCAUCACCUCCUGGUCCUUGUCAUCACCACCCAGGGGCACGGAGUCCUCAUCCAGACAACACAGGGGCACUGAGCAGGUCCCCACCACCUCCUGGUCCUUGUCACUACCACCCAGAUGCACACAGUCCUCACCUAGACAACACACAGGGGCACUGACCAGGUGUCUAUCACCUCCUGGUCCUUGUCAUCACCACACAGAUGCAUCGAAUCCUCACCCAGACAACACACAGGGACACUGACUAGGUCCCCAUCACCUCCUGGUCCAUGUUAUCACCACCCAGGAGGAGGGAAAGGAAGGGAGGGAAUAAGGUAGGGAGAGGUGGGGGGAAGAGAGGAAAGGAGGGAGGCGGUAAGGGAUGGAGGGAGGGGAGGUCCAGGGAGGAAGGGAAGCAGGUUGGGGAGCUGAUGGGCCUGCCUUAGGAUGGUGACGGGGUGGAGGAGAAAGAGAGGGUGGGGGUUGCAAGCUGGUAGAUGACCACACAGGGGAGCGAGCUCCAGGGGUUUGGCAGCCCGGGUGGCCCAGAAUGAGGACAUCCAGAACAGAAAGGGGGUUGGACAGGAGCCAGUGGCCCAAGGGGGAUUCCACCCAGGACCAGCCAGGUCCCAGGUCAGCUCUCCUGGCCCUCACACCAUGGCACCCCAGUGGUCUGCUGUGUAAACCCGGCUGCAGGCCAGUGCUCACUGGGAGAGAGGGUGGACAGGAAACGUUUGUGCCUCCUCACUGGGAGGAGGGGGAAGGAGAGUGGAGGUAAGCUAGGGACCUCAGCUGGGUCACCCCUGGGUCAGCCCAGGAGAACAAGUGGUGAAGGGGUAGAGGCCGUACCAGGCAGGAAGCCACUCCACAGACAGGCACAGGCCACACUUGUCCCGGGGCCACCGGCUCUCAGGAGCAGCUUGAGGGGGGCACACCUUCUGGCCAGUUCCCAUCAGACUUGCUCAGAGGUCAAAGGCCACUCUGCCCAGGGAUGUUGCAACAGAAGUACUGGAGUGAAAGUGUGACCACAGGGUCACCGAGGGCCAGAGGCUGGGGGUGCAGUCUGUACCCGUUUUCCCGUGAGCGUCCCCUCUCUGACCCCCAAGUCCCCGUGGGACUCUCCACCGACCUUUGGGCCGCCCAGUCCCGGCCAGUGAGAACCGGUUGGGGCGGAUGUCACAGCAGCUCCGUGGCCCUGUCGCAGGUCGGGACACGUGCGCCCCUCAAGGCCACUCCCUCCCUGGGGCCCUGCCGGCCCAGUUUCUGGCUGCCAAUCCGGUCGGACGUGGAGUUUAGGAAGUGCCAUUGCCCCGCGGCAGAGACAGCAGGAGGAACCGGGGACUCGACCAGGACCCAGCAGACUCCGAGGCCGAGAGCCCAGGGUUCACCUCCAAUGGGCUGGCAGGUGAGCACUUCCGGCAGGUUCCAGACUCGGUGCUGCACCAAUGCUAACUGGAUGUCAGAGCUGUGUCCUCGGCUCUGGGAUGUGCCCCUGCACCACCUCUCCAUCCCAGGGAGCCACGACACCAUGACCUAUUGCUUGAACAAGAAGUCCCCGAUUUCCCACAGGGAGCCCAAACUGCUGCAGCUCCUGAGCAAGGUGCUGCCCUGCGUCACCCGCCCCGUGAUCCUCAAGUGGUCGGUCACACAGGUUCUGAACAUCACGGAGCAGCUGGACGCGGGGGUCCGGUACCUGGACCUGCGGGUGGCGCACAUGGCGGGGGGCCCUGAGAAGAACCUGCACUUUGUGCACAUGGUGUACACGACGGCGCUGGUGGAGGACACACUGACCGAGAUCUCUGAGUGGCUGGAGAAGCACCCCCGGGAGGUAGUCAUCCUGGCCUGCAGGAACUUUGAGGGGAUGACGGAGGAUCUGCACGAGUACCUGGUCACCUGCAUCAAGAACAUCUUCGGGCACGUGCUGUGCCCCCGCGGGGAGGUGCCCACCCUGCGGCAGCUGUGGGCGCGCGGCCACCAGGUCGUCAUCUCCUAUGAGGAUGAGGGCUCGGUGAGCAGACACGGGGAGCUGUGGCUGGGCAUCCCGUACUGGUGGGGGAACAAGGUGAAGACGGGUGACCUCAUUCGCUACCUGGAGCUCAUGAAAAGCGUCGGGCGCCCAGACAAACUGUUUGUGGCCGGCAUCAAUCUCACUGAGAAUCUGGGAUAUGUGCUCGUGCACCCAUCACAGUCCCUGAAGACCAUGACGUUGCCCAGCCUCCCGUACCUGGGUGCCUGGGUCCGAGAGCAGUGUCCAGGGCCCAGCUCCUGCUGCACCAACAUCAUCGCCGGCGACUUCAUCGGUGCAGACGAUUUCGUCAGCAACGUCAUACGGCUCAAUGACAAGCUGCUGAGGUGCUGACCUGCUGCUUGGUGAAGUCCAGUACGUGGUGAUCCUCAGCUAUCAGGCCCUUUUGUGAAGUCCAGUAUGCAGCGGCUCCGAGGCUGACCCUUAGUCCUACAAGUAUGCCACCAUUUUUGUGACCAAAUGCCGGUGAGGAGGACUGGGGUCCCGUGGGGUCUGCGUGGGGUCUGCUCAGCCUCCUCUUGCCUCCCUGGCAUGGAGCCUCUCACCACCAGUGGUCACAGUUUCUCCACUGGGAGGGGUUAAAUAUAUACGCAGAUGAUUAAGGAUGACAUGACAGCAUCUUGGAAGGAAGAAAAGGACCUGUAGUGUAGAGUUCUGAUCUUCUGGGGUCCAACUCAUCUGUGCUGUGGUUGCUGAGGAGAGAGCCUCCCUAGGCUGCCUCGUUUUGGUGGCUUUGAGAGUUUCAGCAUAGCAUUUGGAUAGCUUCAAGGGCCUGCUAACACACAGAGUGCUCAAGAUUAUUAUGCUGGUUGGAUAGGACUGAAGAUGUUGGAAUCCUAUUAAGAAAAAAAAAAAAUUCCAAUGAAAUCACAGGCUGUUUUUUCCCAGCCCAGCAGGCUUCCUAAGGGCUGGCUGGUUUUAUUUCACUUUUUCCAAGUGUUAACAGAAAUGAAUGGAAUGGAAUGUUCACAUUUAUUACAAAGGUGGAAAUGACUGGCAGGGUUAGAAUGGUGUUGAGUACAUGCUCCCCCACACUUCCCAGAGGCCUUUCUGUAAUGUUUUCACAUGGGGUAAUAAAUGGGUGGGGCAGGUGUAACACAGGAAUAAUGAGCCCCACUUCAUGCUCAUGUUGUGACCUUAUUGCACAUUGUUUCUUGUCCUCAUGACCACCCCGUGGACACUGCUCACGUCUUCCCUGGGGUAAGGAAAUGAGUGGGGCGGGUAUAUAACACAUGUAUAAUAGGACUUGCUCCAAGCCCAUGUUGUCACCUUGGUGUUACAAGUUAUUUCUCAUCCUCAUGACUGCCCCUUGGACACUGCUCACGUCUUCACUGGAGUGAGAACACAGAUGGGGCAGGUAUAGCACACGUAUAACAGGCCCUGCUCCAUGCCCACGUUGUCACCUUGCUGGUACAAGUUGUUUCUUGUCCUCAUGGCCGCCCCUUGGACACUGCUCACGUCUUCACUGGGGUAAGAACACAGAUGGGGCAGGUAUAACACACGUAUAACAGGCCCUGCUCCAAGUCCAUGUGGUGACCUUGCUGUUACAAGUUGUUUCUUGUCCUCAUGGCCGCCCCUUGGACACUGCUCAUGACUUCACUGGGGUAAGAACACAGGUGGGGCAGGUAUAACACACAUAUAAAAGGCCUUGCCCCAAGCCCAUGCUGUGACGUUGCUGUUACAAGUUGUUUCUCAUUUUCAUAACUGCGCUUUUGGACCCUCCCCAUGUUUCCUCUCUCACCUGGCCACUUCAGAUAAGGUUCCUCAACCUUCCUCUUCUCUGCCCAGUCACUCCAGACGCAGGUAUGUUGGCUGCACUGCUCCUCUGGUGCACACUGGAAUUCAAACCUCUUGUCUUCACUCUCCUAUUUUUGCCCUCUUAACCACACCUGUGAUUCUCUCCUUCCUCCCAAGGCUGCAGAUCAGUGUUUGUCAGUUUUCCAACUUUCUAACCCUCCUUUUGCCUCAAGGCCUUGUGGGAGACUGGCCAUUUUCCAGACAGGUUCUGCUCUGCUUUCUGACAUCAGGGUUCCAGGCUUCAAAACUGGAAGGUCCCAGAAAUACCUCAUUUUGUCCAUGUAGAUUUUUAGAAUUGGUGAUUUAAGUUCUUGGACAAAUCGUGGACAGUGACCACUGUUCUUAUCUCACUUCUGUCUUAAGAGGGGAGCUAGGAAUUCUUUUAUGACUCCUGUUCUAGAACAUUCUGCCUAUAGUGGAAGGACAUCAGACACUAGGUUUUCUUAUUAGAGUAUUAAAAAUGACUAUUUAAUCCAUAUUGGAAUAAAUUCUCUUUCCAAUCCAAUUACUCAUUUUCCAAAAGAAAACCUGUUUUUGUUUUUGAUCCCUUAAAUGAAAGUACCUGAAAGACAAACUUUGGGGACCAUAUCCCACUGAGUACCUCAGACCCAUGACUCUGCUGGGUCAGGCUCCCCAGAAGAUAGGAACUUGAUGCUCAAGAAAGACAAGUCGAAGAUGAAGAACCAUUAAGUCUGUGACUUAAUGACCGUCAGUUUUCUCUAAAUCUGCGGCAGGAACUAUCCAACAUGAAUCAUUCAAUUCUACAGAAUAAUUAAAGGAAAUUAAAGCCAGGUAUGCUUAUAGGUUUUUUUUUUUUUUACAAAACAGACAA
Messenger RNA from Loxodonta africana (African savanna elephant), 5433 nucleotides. RefSeq names its product PI-PLC X domain-containing protein 1-like. The transcript is spliced from 7 exons. Gene Ontology annotation, biological process: lipid metabolic process. Gene Ontology annotation, molecular function: phosphoric diester hydrolase activity. Lineage: Eukaryota; Metazoa; Chordata; Mammalia; Proboscidea; Elephantidae. The record is from RefSeq and is a predicted model, not a curated record. The coding region runs from base 1770 to 3137 and encodes 455 amino acids.